AUGCAGGAGACUGAUGGCUCCAACACCGACUGGAAUUGGUACUCUUUAGACUGUUUCUGCGAUCUGCCUGAGCUGCCUACGAGUUUGGCAGUGGCCACUACUACCGCGGAAACAACAGAUACUACAUACCUGGCUUUUGACAUAGCAACUAUAUAUACAACAGAGAACACAGGUCUCACUACCAAUACUGCCACUACUGAAGUUGAGACAUCUUCUACAGUACUCACAACAUCUUCGGCUAAACUUGCUACAAGCACUGAAACGACCGCCGCUUUUGGCUGUCCCGGAGAUCCCCAUCUAAAUCCUCCUGUGGCGUUUUCCAAGAGUACACCGGAGGCGGAAACUAAAUUAAGGAUAUAA
Fusarium fujikuroi IMI 58289 is the source of this 360-nucleotide messenger RNA. RefSeq lists its product as uncharacterized. The transcript has a single exon. The coding region runs from base 1 to 360 and encodes 119 amino acids. The record is from RefSeq and is a predicted model, not a curated record. NCBI's taxonomy places the organism in Eukaryota, Fungi, Ascomycota, Sordariomycetes, Hypocreales, Nectriaceae.